UUUGUUGCAUUCCUGCGGAGGAUUUGACCUCUGAACUUAGCUUGUCCUGCAAUAGUACGGCUGCUAGCACUGUAACUCUGCCUCGACAGGAAGAUGUGUUUGUAGUGUUGGUUUAAACUCAGCAGCAGACACACCAGCAACCACUGCACAAAAGCGUUGCCUUGCGUCGAAAAGAGCCUUUUCUUCGAUUAUACUUAGCCGCUGCUGAACAGAUCAGUCGGGAUUGCUUUUAGGUUGCUUAGUAGCCACCCAGCAGAGGCGAGCGCUAAAGAAAUGAAGGACAAGCAAAAGAGAAAGAAGGAGCGGACCUGGGCUGAAGCAGCUCGAAUGGUCCUGGAGAACUUCUCUGAUGCACCCAUGACUCCCAAACAAAUCCUCCAUGUCAUCCAGACCAAGGGGCUGAAGGAAAUGAGAAGUGGCACCGCUCCUCUGGCCUGCCUGGUUACCAUGCUACACUCCCAAGUGAGGGGAGACAGGGUCAAGAACAGCAUUUUCUUCAAGCUUCCUGGACGAAUGAGCUUGUUCACUCUCAAGAAAAAUGCUCUCCAGUGGACAAAACCAACUUCAGAGUCAGAAGUUCCCCCAGAGCCAGUGGGAAAUGUUGCGCAUCCCACUUCAAGCUGCAGUACCUCAGUGGCGGGAUCUGCUGUUGCCCUGGUUGACUCCAGUGAAACCAUUGAACAGGAGAGCUGCGACUCCUCAGAAACGAUUGUCGCAGCCAUCAUGGACAAUGAUGCAUCAGUGGAUGAGAAUUCAUCCAGUGCCUCCUGCUCCACAGAGCUGCAGACUCCCAGCACCCACCCUCAGACACGGCUCAGCAGGGCAACAGGACAGCAGGGACGCACGGAUCCUCAGCAAAGCCAACAUGCUCAGACUAGACUGAGUCGUUCAAGACAGUCAGGAAGACAAAGGAAGAAGGCUGUCAUGAUGCCUCGUGUUGUCCUCACUCCACUUAAAGUCAACGGAGAACACGUGUCUACAGGUCCCAUGAAAAAGAGUCGUGGAGGCGUAGACAUAGACUUUGAAACGCCCGGUUCCAUCCUGGUCAACACCAACAUUAGAGCGCUCAUCAAUGUGCGGACCUUUUCAGCUUUUCCCUCGCAUUCACAGCAGCAGCUACUGCAGCUGUUGCCUGAGGUGGAUCGACAAAUUGGGCCUGAUGGUAUGACCCGCCUCAGUACUUCAGCUCUUAACAAUGAGUUCUUCACCCAUGCCUCUCAGAGCUGGAAAGAAAGGCUUGCUGAAGGUGAAUUCACCCAUGAAAUGCAAGUCCGUUUCCGACAGGAAAAGGAGAAAGAGAAAAAAGUAGAGGCUUGGAAAGAGAAAUUUUUUGAAGAAUACCACGGGCAAAAGUCUGGCUUAACACGAGACGAGUCUCUAAAACUCAUAAGCGAAGCUAGUGAAGUUGCAGGCACUGUGCUGGAAAGUGAUGCUGACGUCGUCUCAGCCGGUGUCCCGAAAAGACGCAGUGUGGGUCGGCGAAGGAGAGACGGCAGGAUGAGGAGACGCACACGGGCUGACCUGCGUCGUAGGGCCCGCCGGACCCUUUGUAAGACCGGUCCAGCUCUGCAAUCAAAAGAGACUAGUGAUGACACUACUGCUGUUUUGGACAUAGCUGCAGUGCCCAUUGACUCUCCUAUAUCCAACAACACAGUUGUCCAAGGAGAGGUCGUUCUCCAUGUUGACUGUGGUGUGGAGCUCCCACUUGAGAGUACCGUGACAGAGCCUAAGGCCUCUCCCGCUCCAGAGCCAAUGACGUUGGCAGUUCCUACUCCUCUUCCAAGUCCUAGUCCUAGCACAGCAUCCACCAGUGCAAAUGAAGAGACUGAAAUUACUCCCUCUAUGCUCCCCAAAGAAGCUGCACCUGCUCUAGCUUCUACCACCUCUCCAUCUUCCUCAUCCAGUUCUUCCUCUUCACCUGCCUCCUCACCUGCCUCGUCACCCUCUUCUUCUGAACAACAGGGAGCUUUUACCACAGGUCUGGACUCUUCGUCCUCUUCAGGAUCUUCCAGUGCCACUGUUCCUGCUGAUCCCUUGGACGAUACAGCCUCUGUGGUCACCUCCGUCACAGGAGGGACCGUCACUAGCAGCCGUGAGAGCAGCCCAUCGGCUAGUCCAGCUACCACCCCCAUGCUCGUCACUCAGCUUAAGGAACAGAAGAGAAGGCAAGAUGAGGUUGAGGCUUUCUGCAGCUUUCCCGAAAAAAGGGCACGUCUUAAUGACCGUCGGUCCUUUCGUACCACAAUUGACAGUGUCUGUUCAGAGAAGCCACAGCCGACAACCGAAGAACCCAAGGUGCCACCUAUCCGGAUUCAACUUUCCAGAAUCAAACCUCCCUGGGUCAAAGGGCACUCCACCUACCAGAUCUGCCCCCGAAUCGUGCCCCAGACCGAAUGCUCGCGGAGGUCGGGUACGGGUGGCGCGCGGACCCUCGCAGACAUCAAGGCCCGCGCUCAGCAAGCCCGUGCCCAACGCGAGGCUGCUGUUGCGGCCUCUAGCGAGGGGCCAGGGGCGACCAGUGUCCGGCUGUGGUCUUCUACUGGGUUAUCGGAUAGCAGCAGCGAACGAAGAACAAGAGAGCAUCCAGGACCAAUCGAGCCCGGAGGAGGAGGAGGAGGAGGAGGAGGAGGAAGAGGAAGAAGAGAGGGUGGGAAUGAAGAGCAGGAAUUUUCUUCAGAACCUAAUUCGUCUGGAACACAACUACAGCUUCUCGAUGUAGAAGCUACAUCCCACUCAUCUCCUUCAUUGUCAAAUACAUCAGCUUCCAUGUCACCACAAGUUGCAAGUCCUCAUCAACACAGACCAGGCAUGGCAGCAAAGGUUCAUGUGGAUGUAGGGGAAACGUCAGCCAAACCCCUGAGAUCAUGUAAUGAGUUAACAGAUGGGGAUUUCACAGUUCCCCCAGAGCCCGACUCCAAGUCUGUGUCAUCAGCCACCAAGUCAGCCACAAACAGCCCAAUACCUGAGUCUACUGCUCCCUUUUCAGAUGUGGCAGAUCCAGGUUGUGUAAAACUUACCUUAACCCAAACUUCAAUUCCAGAUUCCUUUCCCAGGUUUGGUGCUCAUGGUGUGGACGUUAUUCAAACACUGGGGACCAAAGGACAAGAAAAGGGAAAGGAGGUUGGACUGGGUGGUGUUAUCCAUCACAGUUCACAUCAUUUGGACCCACAGGAAGAAUUUUCUCAUUUAGCCACAUGGCCAAAAACGGUGUCUUCUCCAAAACGUACAGAGAUCGUUGACGUUUUCAGACAGAAGGAUGACGAAGACGGCGUGCACAGUGAUUCAACAGAAACUGCUUCAGACUGUGAAAAUGAGACUCAGGAGGAUGAGCAGCAACAGCAGCAGUAUUCUGACCCCAGCUGGACCUCCCAGCCGAGCACCCAACGAAAUGGCCAGUUGGUAAUCUGCAGCCUUUCUUCUCAAAACCAGCAGCCAGUGAUUCAAGGCUACUUGUCUAGCCACAAAGGUCAGACUGUCAUCCAGCCUUGCUUCCCCAAAGGUCUGCCUCAACUGCAUGACAAUCGGCCUCAUUCCCAAGACCACCACCCUUUUAGUCCUAGUUCACAAGGAAAAAAGGAAAACAUUGCUUUAAAAGUGGAAAUUGGAGAAGACUGUCAGAACUCUAAAGAAACCUACGCUGAAGGGGAAUGUUGUGGAUCUUUGAAGUCUCCUGUCACUCAGCCAAAUGGCUUAGUGACCUCCAAAAAACUGACAAGCUCAGCCAGGCCUGUGUCCUCCGUAGAAGCCAACAACCCUUUGGUCACACAGUUACUACAAGGCAGUCUGCCUCUUGAAAAAGUUUUACCAUCACAUUCUGCAAAUAGGCUUGCUUUUAGCAUAUUACCUGGUCAACCAGCAAGACCACCAGAAGCUGGCCAUAGGUCUGAAUUUUCUGUCCAGUGUCCUGCUCCAGAUUUGACUCAUAACCUUCCGAAGUCACCCACAGACAGUCCAGUCUCAUGUCUUACGGGUGCCCAAGAUGCGCCUCAGUACCAGCCCCAACUAGUUGUCGGGGCUGUCCCCGUCAUUACCUCUCUGCCCAUUUCUUCAGCUUCUUUGUCAUCCAAAGGCAAGUCAGAAGGUGUGUCUCUGGCUGCUCUGGAAUCUAGAGUUAUUAAAGAGUAUUGUGGUCAUCAGCAUUCACAGAGGGACACUCCAGACAGAUCUGAUCAAAUCAUGUCCAACAAUCUCUCUACUCCUGCAGAAACCUACCAUGCUGAAGCAAUGGCCAGUGCUAAGUUUAACAUUCAGCUUUCACAGUCUCAGCAUCCCCACUCUCAUCAGAGAAAGCUGUCUCCUGCACCUGGUGUGAAAAAUGAAAUUAGUCCGCGGCCUUCUUGCCAGGCCAUUGCCAAGUCUGUACCUACCAUACUUGGUGUGACUAAAAAGGAGCCGGGGAACUCCACUGAUGGGUAUUUAACCGGAGGAGCAAUGGAGGGACUUCUCAACAUGGAGAUGACAUUGACGAGGAUAUCAAAGAAAGAGCACAGCAAAACCCCCUGUUCAUCCAGCUCCCCUUCCCCUCUUUCUCCUUUACCCUCGUCUUCAUCGUCCUCCCUUCCCUUCCAAAUAUAUGGAAAGUUGCCUAAACAAGGUGGAAGUGGUGGAGUGGUAAGCUACACAGCUAAUGUGUCAAUGAUGGAUAACGGUGGCUUCUCCCGCGGCAUGGCUGACGGCGUACUCCAGCUGCGUCCCCGCUUGGCCUCCAGCCACGCCACACUCAGUAUUCAAGCUUUUACGGACACUACAGCUGAAGAAGUAGCACUGAAGUGCUCAUGUCGCCUCAAAGCCAUGAUCAUGUGCCAAGGCUGUGGUGCUUUUUGCCAUGAUGAUUGCAUUGGACCUUCCAAACUCUGUGUUUCGUGCUUGGUGGUCAGAUAGUGUGUUCUAGUCUCUGUGCACUGUAGAAUUGCAGUCUGUAAAAUACCAGCAGCAUUAUUGGGCAGCUUCGGAGUGUACAGAAGCCUAAUGAGGCUAGAGAACACAGGGCAAUCCAGACUGGCAAAACAUGUCUUGUAAAAUAAGUUUCUUUUGUUGUUGCAGAUUUUGUGAGGAAUUUUUUUUUCUUUUUCUUCUAGGUGUAUUGAUUUAUAUUAUUGUUGUUGUGAAUCUGGGGCAUGCUUAACUGUGUAAAUCUUGCCAUUUACCUCAUUGUCUUGCUCCAUUUUGCAUCAUUUGGAGGUCACUGUUUUUUUUUUUUUAUGUCUUAUUUGCUCUGCAAAUAGGAACUGACUGUAUGUCCAAAGAAAUAUUUUUUUAUCCAUUAAAACAAGUAAAUAAAAUGUCACCUUAUUUGA
Molecule: messenger RNA, 5297 nt
Organism: Poecilia reticulata (guppy)
Lineage: Eukaryota; Metazoa; Chordata; Actinopteri; Cyprinodontiformes; Poeciliidae
Gene: asxl1
Product: ASXL transcriptional regulator 1
Biological process (GO): animal organ morphogenesis; positive regulation of transcription by RNA polymerase II
Cellular component (GO): PR-DUB complex
Molecular function (GO): peroxisome proliferator activated receptor binding; chromatin binding; DNA binding
Source: RefSeq, a predicted model, not a curated record